AUGGCGGAAGAGCAGAGUUUCAAGUACGUGAUCGUCGGAGGCGGUGUCGCCGCCGGAUACACGGCGAGAGAGUUCACAAAGCAAGGUCUCAAACCUGGUGAACUUGCUAUCAUUUCCAGGGAAGAUGUGGCUCCAUAUGAACGUCCUGCACUUAGCAAGGGAUAUAUCAACCUCGAGAAUAAAGCUUCACUUCCAGGAUUCUAUGUCUGUGCUGGAAGUGGGGGAGAGAAACAGCUCCCUCAAUGGUACCAAGAGCAAGGGAUUGAGAUGAUUCUCAACACAGAGAUCGUCAAAGCAGAUCUUGCUGCAAAGACUCUUGUCACUGCCACUGGACAAGUCUUCAAGUACCAAACUUUGAUAGCUGCAACUGGUUCUUCUGUCACAAGAUUGUCAGAUUUUGGCGUGGAGGGAGCAGAUGCUAAGAAUAUAUUCUACUUAAGAGAAAUGGGUGAUGCUGAUGAGCUCGUGAAUGCGAUGAGCGUGAAGAGAAACGGGAAAGCUGUGGUUGUUGGUGGCGGUUACAUCGGUCUUGAACUCAGCUCUGCUCUCAAGGUCAACGGCCUCGAAGUUACCAUGGUUUAUCCAGAACCUUGGUGCAUGCCUCGGCUUUUCACCGCUGGGAUUGCUUCGUUCUACGAAGGCUAUUACGCCAACAAAGGAAUCAACAUCGUCAAAGGCACCGUUGCAGCUGGUUUCAGCACCAACUCUAAUGGAGAGGUCAGUGAGGUGAAACUGAAGGAUGGAAGAACAUUAGAAGCUGAUAUAGUGAUUGUAGGCGUUGGUGCGAGACCUAUUAUAUCACUCUUCAAAGGUCAAGUGGAAGAAGAGAAGGGUGGUUUGAAGACGGAUGCAUUCUUCAAAACAAGCGUUCCAGAUGUAUACGCCAUUGGUGAUAUAGCCACCUUCCCGAUGAAGCUGUACAACGAAAUGAGACGCGUUGAACACGUUGAUCAUGCUCGUAAAUCCGCUGAACACGCCGUUAAGGCGAUCAAGGCGGCUGAGGAAGGGAAUUCGAUUCCGGAAUAUGACUAUCUUCCGUACUUUUACUCUCGAGCCUUUGAUCUGUCGUGGCAAUUCUACGGUGACAAUGUUGGAGAAAGCGUAUUGUUUGGGGACAAUGACCCGAAAUCGCCUAAGCCGAAAUUCGGGAGCUACUGGAUUAAAGAUGGGAAAUUGAUUGGAGUGUUUCUAGAAGGUGGGACUCCUGAAGAGAACAAUGCAAUUGCUAAGGUUGCACGAACACAGCCUUCCGUUGAGAGCGUUCACGUCUUGUCCAAGGAAGGCCUUUCUUUCGUAAACAAGAUAUGA
Microthlaspi erraticum is the source of this 1308-nucleotide messenger RNA. Lineage: Eukaryota; Viridiplantae; Streptophyta; Magnoliopsida; Brassicales; Brassicaceae. The record is from the annotation of a GenBank genome assembly.